Molecule: messenger RNA, 1545 nt
Organism: Oncorhynchus kisutch (coho salmon)
Lineage: Eukaryota; Metazoa; Chordata; Actinopteri; Salmoniformes; Salmonidae
Product: dihydrofolate reductase
Exons: 7
Coding region: 286-993 (235 amino acids)
Biological process (GO): tetrahydrofolate biosynthetic process; dihydrofolate metabolic process; folic acid metabolic process
Cellular component (GO): mitochondrion
Molecular function (GO): dihydrofolate reductase activity; NADP binding
Source: RefSeq, a predicted model, not a curated record
ACCGGAGAGAGCGGUUCCAGAUGUGGCCGCAAAUUCCAGAAACUCAUUCUCCACACACAAAAACGUUGGAUUCAACAAGCAAAAUACUUACCCUCGCCCCCCUGUCUACAGUUGCCUUUGGCUUUGGUCAUACUCGGUAGAACAAUUCAGUGGUUGUUAAACACUGAAAUUAUCCUCAUCCAAUGCGUUAUUAAGCCUGCUUGCGUAUCUGAGCGAGUUAUAUAAACACUUGUAAACUCGUUAAACCAGCCUGUUCACACUGUACCAUCUACUAACGUAUCGACGAUGUGCGCGGGCAAAGUACAGAGGAAACCGUUGCGGCUUAUCGCCGCAGCAUGCAACAACAUGGGAAUAGGAAAAGAUGGACACUUGCCAUGGGAUUUACCGACCGAAUUCAAAUUCUUUUUGGAAACCACAACAAAAGUCUCCCUACCAGGAAAAUGUAACAUGAUGGUGUGGGGCAGGGGCUGCUGGUUCUCCAACCCAGACAGUCUGUUCUCUAUGCUGCCCAAUGUCCUCCAUGUGGUCCUGAGUACCACCCUGAGUACUCUCCCGGAGCAUGCCCACUUCCUGUGUGAAGAUUUCGACAGCAUGAUCAGCUUAGCCUUGCUGCAACCCCUAUGUGACCUGGUGGAGACCAUCUGGGUUGUGGGUGGUCCACGGGUCUAUCAGGAGGCUCUGAUGCAUCCCUGGUGUGAACUCGUCUUCCUCACUGACAUCAUGGCUGACUUCGACUGUGACGUCUUCUUUCCGCAGUUUGACCGAAGCGUUUUUAAAAAACAACAGAGGUUUCCUGGAGUACCAAAUGAGAUUCAGGAGGAGAAUGGGGUUACAUUUAAGUAUGAAGUUUUCAAGAGGGAGAUCUGUAGCGCUGAGGACCAAACCAAUAUGGCUCUGUCUGAGUCUGGGAUGACUCAAAACAACAUGGGCACUAAGGAUGUGGGGGUUGUUCCUGAUAGUGCCUACGUAACAGAGGGCGAUAUUUAUGUCUGAAGAUUUCAUAACAUAUUGCGAUUUACAGCAUGAAAUCGCCAACCAAAGGCUGGAAAUCAGCCUUGAAUGGUUUUACAUGUAUAAUUAUGAUUCUAUCAAAAUAGUAUAAGAGUGCUUAAUAUGAGCCAGGAAAUACAUAUUUUAUUCCAGAUAAACAAAAAAUGUCUUGCUUAUUCUGAAUGAUGUUUCUUGAAAGGUGUAGGAGAGCUGUUAUUAAAUGUAUUGCAAAUGUUUACAAUGGAGGAAUCUCUGCAAUGUAGUGAUAUACGUUGUAAUGAUACUUACAUACAGUUCCUUUGGGGAAAACAUGCAUCUUCUAUUGUAAAUUCUUCAACUUGGCAUGAUAUUAUAUUUGUCAUCAUGGCUAAUUGAAUCACUUGUCAAUCAGUAAAUAUUCAUACAACUCCAUCUUUCAGUACACAAUGUUGGAGUAAAUGAUCCACUAGAUGGAGACAUAAGACAAGACAUAGAGAACAAAGUGCCCUCUGAAACCAAUUUCUUUCCCUUUCUACAAAAAUAAAAACAUGAUCGAAUGUCAUGGAUGUGGGUGAA